This is a messenger RNA of Pestalotiopsis fici W106-1, 2394 nucleotides long. RefSeq lists its product as uncharacterized. Gene Ontology annotation, cellular component: cell cortex. The coding region runs from base 1 to 2394 and encodes 797 amino acids. Gene Ontology annotation, molecular function: GTPase activator activity. NCBI's taxonomy places the organism in Eukaryota, Fungi, Ascomycota, Sordariomycetes, Amphisphaeriales, Sporocadaceae. The record is from RefSeq and is a predicted model, not a curated record. Gene Ontology annotation, biological process: signal transduction; regulation of fungal-type cell wall organization; activation of GTPase activity. The transcript is spliced from 3 exons.
AUGACGUCCGCCGCCGCACCCUCCAAGCAGCAGCCAGCGCCGACCGACCCUCCCCAACAUCUCGCUGCACAACCUUCCUCGGCCGUUCCUCAGUCGCCCCCAACCAAGCGAGAUCUAAAGUCGUGGUGGAAGCGCUUUCAGGUUCAAUCCAAGCAUCAAGAGGCGCAUGAACCUCGUCCAGUAGCUUCUUCCAGCAGUGUCGCUGACCAAAUAGUCACAGAAAGCCGCCCCCAGGGCAUCUUUGGUGUCCCGCUGCGUCAGAGCAUCACAUAUGCCAAUGUGGCCAUCUCUCUUGUCGAUGACGACGGCAAGAGCUACAUCUAUGGCUAUGUCCCAAUUGUUGUUGCCAAAUGCGGAGUCUUUUUAAAGGAGAAAGCCACCAGCAUAGAAGGCAUCUUCCGUUUGAGCGGCUCCGAGAAGCGCAUCAAGGAACUGAAACAGGCAUUUGACUCCCCCGAUCGAUAUGGCAAGGGUCUCGUUUGGGACGGUUACACGGUGCACGACGCGGCUAACGUUCUUCGGCGCUACCUCAAUGACCUUCCCGAGCCUGUGGUUCCACUGGAUCUGUAUGAGAAAUUCCGACAGCCUCUAAAGGGACAUACCAAGCAGGCUGUAGGCGAUACCGAGGGCACUCAGCUGGCCGACAACUUCAACGAGGCCGAGGCUAUUGAAAAGUACCAGGAGCUCAUCAAGAUACUGCCUCCGCUGAAUCGCCAAUUGCUCCUCUACAUUCUCGAUCUACUCGCUGUUUUUGCUGCCAAGGCGGACGAGAAUCGCAUGACGGCGCAAAAUCUGGCUGCUAUUUUCCAGCCUGGAAUGCUCUCGCAUCCCAACCAUGCAAUGGCCCCAGAGGAAUACCGCCUCAAUCAGUGUGUCAUUAUUUUCCUAAUCGAAAACCAAGACCACUUCUUGAUAGGCAUGCAAGGCACGGCGGCAGAUGAAAAGACCAAGCAGGACAUUGAAAAGGGAACGCCCGUUAUAGUCGCACCUGUGACGCCAACCAAGAGCCGUAGUGCAGGACCUGUGAGAACCGCCUCCAAUGCUAGCGCGGGCGCCGAGAGUGUCAGUCGAGAUGGCAAGAUUCGUCGGAACAGAUCAGUGUCCUCGAGGCACUCACGCCAAUCCAACGGAGCCUCGACUCCCGGAAGCCCAGCACUUGCUACGACCCCGAUUACCUCGAGUGGUGGCGGUGGUUUGGGCAGAAGCAAUACUGUCCCUUCAAAGAAAUCGCCUCAUAUCCCCUCGGGUCGUUUUCAGCGACAGGAUGGUUCCUCGGCAGCCGCAGCCACAUCAACGUCGCCCUCGCCAGGGACCAGCAAGACUACGCCACCUCCCACUGUAGAAGAAACGCCAGUACAAUCGACUGGUGAGCUGUUGAGUGUUGCACAAGCCAGUGGUCCGGAAUCCAGUCUGGGCCCCGGCUCGGUCGCAGCUCAGAAGAGCAAUGAAAAGCUCUUGGAUCCAUCGUCGGCAGCAACGUCGGAAGCAACAACGCCCGCCAAGGAGCGAAUCAUUCAAAAUCUAUUCAAUCUGUCGCCCCCCGAUGGCGACAAGAGACAGCCUAACAAGCUCCGCAAGAAGAGGAUACCAGGUAGCGCUAAUCCUAGUGCGCAGAGCUCUACCGCCUCCCUCACUCAUUCCGGAGCUAUUUCGCCUGCUCACGAGUCUAACAAUCCUUUUGACAAGUCGACUCGCAUUGAACCCACCGUUCCCGAGGACGUGCCAGCCGAGACGACCUCGGAAUCAACGCCGACAACCGCGGCAGCGCCUUUUGCAGGAACUUUGCCAACGACACAGACGGAGCCAACCAGGACUCUCAAGCCCAAGCCCUCACCACCUACCUCGCUUCAUUCUUCUUUCAACGAAGGCUCGGAUUUGGAACAGAUUGACGAUAAUGCGUCAAAUCAUGGACUUGAGCAGGAUAAAGAAAGAAAACGGCGGUGGAGGCUGUCAAGAAAGAAGGAAGACAUGCCCGGCGCUCAGCACUUUCACCACCAUAACCUCGGCGUGAAUAAUCAUGCUGAAGGUAGCACGUCAACCAUUGGCAGCGGAGGAAGGGUGCGAAAGAGCUGGACGGGCGAAUCGUCAGAUGUUGCUGCUACUUUGGCCGAGACAGAGUCUGCCAGAGAAAGGGACGAAGCAAGGGGACCGCUGGGCUGGAUCAAGAACAAGUAUCGCGAAGCAAAGGAGACUGCAGAUCAAAAGCGGGCCAAGUCACCGCCCGAGGACCAAGGUAUUCAUGGAUUCUUGCCACGUCGAGGCAAGAGCAUCGACAUGAAGAGAAGCAACGAGGACAAGCCGGCAGAAACCAACAGUGAACCUCACAAUGUCCCCCUGCCCAUGUCGCCACCCCCGGGGCGUACCACGCACGAAGAAGUCCCCAAGGCUUCGUAG